Messenger RNA from Plectropomus leopardus (leopard coralgrouper), 1345 nucleotides. RefSeq lists its product as uncharacterized. The record is from RefSeq and is a predicted model, not a curated record. Lineage: Eukaryota; Metazoa; Chordata; Actinopteri; Perciformes; Serranidae.
GUCACACUCGGUUGCGUCAUAUCAAAGACACCUGCUACUCUGCUGAGUAAUUAAUCCACCACCUUACCUGACUGCAUGACAGACAUAUUUUAAGUAUUUUACUUUCUCGUGCUUCAAAAAAGUUAAGCGUGUCAAAUGUCAUGGCAUAUAGAAGGAGACGACAACUUUCACUUUCAGAUCACAGGGCCAGACAUGUGCCCAACAACAUGGACCGGCUUGCUUUCAAAUACAUGAUGUGUAAAGUGGAGUCCAGCACUGAUUCAGACUCAGAGAUCAGCCCAAGAUGGUCGGACACCAGCACCAUGGGAUGUGUGAGCAGUGCACCUGAAAGUGGAACUUUCCGGCUGUCAUUGCCGUUAACACACAAGCCUGCAGGAAGACAUGGCUGUAAUUCUUUGUUUUUGGACCCAUAUGACGGGAGCUCUGAGGAUUCUGACGAGUCAAACAUGGAUGUGGGUGUCUCCAGCAGGCGUCUGAGGCAGCAGGGAAGAGGUGGAGGAGGAGGCUGUCGGUUCACAGGCAGAAGCAGGAGAUUUAUCCUACAUCACUCUGCCUCCGUCGCACCCAGAGAAGUGGUGAAAAAUGGGCCGAGAGAUCCUGCGACAGAGCAGCAGCAUCUUUUGGAUGUCCAGAUGAAAUGUGGGAGUGACUCUGAGCUGUGUGUCUGCAGCCUUCUGCCCUCCAACAGAGACAGGGACCUCACAGAGGAAAUGAUCAAUGAUUCAACGAUGCAAACUAUGGAUAUAGAACUACAACGCCACGGUGAUGAUUCAGGUUUGCACACAUCAAGAUCCUCCACACCUCACACACCUGGACCUGUAACCCCAGUGGAAGCAUGUUCGUCCCAGAUGCUGGAUGAGAGAUCCCGCUAUCCCUGUAACCUCAAAUCGCUCUACAAGAGAAAGCUGGGUUUCCCCGGAGCAGAAAUGGCAGAGCUGGAGCAGAGAAAGAGGCAGUGCAUCGUCAGUAUGGGGGAUGAACAGGAGGGAAGAGACUCUAGAUCUGAACCAUGUUAGAGCCAUCUAACCAUGGACUGACACACUGCAGUCAUAUUCAAUGCCUUCAGUGAUUUAAAGUGGAAUAAAAGACUAUAAAAAGUUACUUGGCAAUGCACUUCAUUUACUCAUGUAAUGAUAAAAUGGCAAAAGACCUAAGGGGAUAUUUUUCAGUGUCUCAAAUGUGUCACAUAAUGUGCUGAUUUGUCUUCAAGCAAUUAUGAUUUUGUUGGGAGAAUGACCAUAAAUAAGCUCAGUCUUUAUCACAAACCAAAGUCCAACCUAUGCACUCAAAGUGAAGACACUGUAUUUUCCCAAAGAAUAAAAGAAAAAACUUAUUCCAAAAAGAG